This is a messenger RNA of Chondrus crispus (carragheen), 1977 nucleotides long. RefSeq names its product D-inositol-3-phosphate glycosyltransferase. NCBI's taxonomy places the organism in Eukaryota, Rhodophyta, Florideophyceae, Gigartinales, Gigartinaceae. Gene Ontology annotation, molecular function: 5'-nucleotidase activity; glycosyltransferase activity. Gene Ontology annotation, biological process: pyrimidine deoxyribonucleotide catabolic process. Bases 1 to 1782 code for a protein of 593 amino acids. The transcript is spliced from 2 exons. The record is from RefSeq and is a predicted model, not a curated record.
AUGAAGCGCGUGGGCUCCUUCAAGGAGGCCAUCGACAUCGCCUUCGAGCUUCCGGCCGGCGCCGUCCCGUACGAGGAGUUCGACUUCGAGCCCUACUUUGACGAGUCCAAGAACGAGGAGGAGCUGCGCAAGACAUGGCGCAUCUUCACCAAGGUCAAGGACGUCCUCGACAACGGCCUGCGCCUCGAGAACGCCUCCUGGCGCCUCUGGUUCAAGGAGCGCAGCAAGGCCGGCGGCAUCGCUCCGACGGAGGUCGAACAGGCUAAGAACCUCUCCGAGCUCGAGAAGUACGACCUCAACCUCGACGCCAGCCUCAAGAAGGCAGAGGCCGACACCGACAAGAUCGUCGGCGACAUGUUUGGCGGCAUGCAGACCAAGUUUCAGGAGGAGAACGACAAGGUCGCCGUGCGCGCAAAGGCCGAGCGCACCCGCGCCCUGCUCGAGCUUGCCAAAAAGCACGGCAUAUCGGAAGAUGCCGUCGAGGACAUCCUCGGCUGGGUCCAGAACGCUGUGCUGCAGGCGGAGGAAGUCCGCAUCCUCGAGGGCUCGGACAUCCUCCCGGCCACCACCAAGGACGCCCACCUGUUCCUUGACAGCACCACCUACCUGCCCCGCCCGCGCGUGGCCGCCUUCUGCCACUCGCUGGAGCGCAACGGUGCCAACAACUUCCUGCUCUACCUGCUGCGCGAGCUGCGCGAGGAGCUCUCGUUCGACCUCAUCUCGCCCAAGGAGGGCGCGAUGCGCGCCGACUACGAGGCCAUGGGCAUCCCGGUCACCAUCCAGAGCAUGAAGCUCGCGUCGUACCCGGACGACGUGCGCGUGCUGCUCAAGAAUUUCCAGUACGCGAUCGCCAAUACGAUCAUGACGACCGAGGUGAUCAACGCGUCGCGCGACCUAGAUAUCCCGUGCCUGUGGGUGAUCCACGAGGCCUGGCCCAAGGACCAGUUCAACUACUACGCAAAGGAGGUCUUCAUGAUGACGCACCUGGACGAGCAGGCCAUCCGGGACGCAUUUGCCAACGCCUCCAAGAUCGUGUUCCCCGCCAAGGUGCAGCGGCGGUGCUACGACGGCUUGUUCAAGGCCGGCAACGCGCGCGUGAUCUACAACGGCAUCCCACUGGCCAGCAUCAACGCGUUCCGCGCCGAGCAGAGUCGGGACCGUGUGCGCGAGGACCUCGGGUACGGGCCGGAGGACUUUGUCCUCGUGCACAUGGGGACGGUGUGCAAGCGCAAAGCGCAGCUGGUGACGUGUCAGGCGUUCGCGGAGCUGUACUCGACGGUGUCGCUCCCGGACGACAGGCAGUUCAAGCUGCUGAUGGUCGGGGCGCGGUACAUCCGGCAGCACGAGAUUAACUACAUCGAGGAGUGCAAGGAGACGCUGGAGAGCGUCGGGGCGGAAGCGGCCGCGACGAUCCUCGACGUGAAGAAGAACGUGCUGCCGUACUACCUCGCGGCCGACGUGAUCCUGUGCCCCAGCAUCAACGAGGUGCUGCCGCUGGUGAUUUGCGAGGCGAUGGCGUUCGAGCGCCCCGUGAUUGCGACACGCAUCGACGGCAUCCCAGAGGCGCUCAGCGACGGCGUCGAGGGCCUCCUCAUCGAGCCCGGCAACCCUGCAGCGCUCUUCGACGCGAUCGAGAAGCUCGCCGUCAACGCUGACAUGCGCGAGAGGAUGGGCAUCGCGGGCAGGCAAAGAGUGCUCCAGCAGUUUAGCUUUAGCACGAUGUCCAAGACGUACCGUGAAACCAUCACCGUGGACUUGCCCGAGAUCGUGGCCAAGGCGUGAGGCCGGGAGGACGACGUGGGGUGGAAGUAGAUUGUUGAUGGGGCGGGGAGGGCGGCUGUGGGUCGCCUGCUGUCAUAUACCGUAUAGAGUAAUAGGUUUUUAUUUGUUUAAAGGCUUUUGCGCAAUGGCAGAGUCGAUAAGUACCGCUUUCUACCUUACCUUCUUCCCGUACAAUGCCAGCUACCGUUUACCGGG